GGGUGGAUAAAAGAGGUGUGUAUUCUGGUGAUGAUUCAAAUGGUGUUGGUUGAGUGCCAAGAAUAUGGUGAUUUCAACACCAGUGAUCAAACGGUUAUGAAGCGGUUGACGGAGUUAGCCAACCUCCGUAUCUCCACCGUCACGUCUGAUCUCAUACACACGCAGAUGGCUCACAAGGCCACUUUUUGUGUCACUGACCCGGAAGAGGAGUGGAAUAAAUCUUUUAACUAUUCUUCUAAUUUGGAUUUCUUGUCCAAAUGCAUUACUCAAACUCAAGGUGAUUUGGCACAGAGGUUAUGCUCAGCAGCAGAGCUGAAAUUCUACUUCACAAACUUCAUUGCUAACACAAGAUCAGCAGCUUCCUUCCUCAAACCAAACAUCAACUGCAAUUCGACCACUUGGGUUUCAGGCUGUGAACCUGGAUGGGCUUGCACUCUUGGCACCAAUCAGCCUCCCACUCUCAUCACACAAUCCCAGCAAAUUCCGGUCCGAACUUACAACUGUCAGCCUUGCUGCGAGGGCUUCUUCUGCCCUCAGGGCCUCACAUGCAUGAUACCUUGUCCAUUGGGUGCUCACUGCCCCCGGGGGAUUCACAAUGCCUUGACUGGAUUAUGCGACCCAUAUAUGUACCAGUUACCUCUUGGGCUGCCAAAUCAUACGUGUGGAGGGGCUAAUAUCUGGGCGGAUGUUGGCAGAGGCGGUUCCAUGUUUUGCUCUGCCGGCUCCUAUUGUCCAACCAACACACAAAAAAUCCCUUGUUCUAGCAGGCACUACUGCCGUAUGGGAUCCUCUUCUGAGACUCGAUGCUACAGAUUGACAUCAUGCAAUGCCAACACUACGAGGCAGAAUAUAAGCCAAUACGGAUGCAUGUUGAUUGUUGGUAUCAGCGUCAUGCUAUUCGUCUUCUACAACUGUUACGGGAAGGUCAUCACAAUCAGGGAAAGAAGGUAUGCUAGAUCAAGGGAGACUGCAGUGAAGAGCAUGAAGGAAAGUGCUCGAGCACAAGCAAGAUGGCUUGCUGCAGUGGAGACUAUCAGAAGGAGAGCAGCCGAGAUUUCCCAUUCAUUUUCACGUAGAAAUAGCAUCGUACCUAAUGAUCUGCAGCUUAGUGAUGUGUCUGGAGUAGAAGCAGCUUAUCCUCAAGAACGGGAAAUCGAAGAGUUUCCUGAUAGUUUUGAACACGUGGAUCCAGAAACUGGAGGCGUGGACCAGAAUGAGGUUAAGGUGAAACAUAUUAGGACAAAUACUCAAAUUUUCAAGUACGCUUAUUCUCAACUCGAAAGGGAGAGAGCUGUCUCUGGAGUGAGUUCAGUGACUAUGGUUAGUGAGGUGAGGAGGAGGCCUACAAUAGAGAUCGCAUUCAGAGAUCUUACAGUGACGUUGAAACAGAAAAAGCUACGUCUUUUAAGGUCUGCCAAUGGAGAAAUACUUCCUGGUCGGAUCACUGCUGUUAUGGGGCCAUCCGGGGCAGGAAAGACGACCAUGCUCUCAGCCCUGGCCGGGAAAACAGUUGGAUGCUCUGUAGCUGGCUUGGUUCUGAUAAAUGGGGAGGUGGAGUCAAUACGCUCGUACAAAAAGAUCGUUGGAUUUGUGCCACAGGAUGAUGUUGUUCAUGGGAAUUUAACAGUGGAAGAGAAUAUCUGGUUUAGUGCCAAUUGCAGACUUUCAGCAGUACUGCCAAAAGUAGAAAAAGUACUUAUUGUUGAGAGAGUCAUUGAAUCCCUCGGGCUGCAGCCAGUGCGAAGCUCCUUGGUUGGCACUGUGGAGAAACGAGGCAUCUCCGGAGGGCAGAGGAAGCGUGUGAAUGUGGGGUUGGAGUUAGUGGUGGAACCUUCACUCUUGUUCCUAGACGAACCAACCUCUGGAUUGGACAGCUCCUCGUCUCAGCUCCUUCUUAGAGCUCUCAAACGUGAAGCUGUUGAAGGUGUGAACAUAUGCGCAGUUGUCCACCAGCCAAGCUAUUCCUUGUUCAACAUGUUUGAUGACUUGAUACUUCUAGCUAAGGGGGGCCUCAUUGCCUACCAUGGGGCGGUUAGGGACCUCGAGGAUUACUUUGCAGGCAUUGGUAUCAAUGUUCCCGACCGCAUCAAUCCACCAGACUACUUCAUAGAUGUUUUGGAAGGAAUGGUGAAGCCUCACACCAGCUCAGGUGUAGCCUAUGAAGAGCUACCCCUAAGAUGGAUGCUCCACAAAGGCUAUCCCGUUCCACCAGACAUGCAACGGACCGUCUCUGGCGCUGGUCUGCCUGCAAACUAUGCCAACUCAAGAAAUCAAGAAAAUCUAGAGUUCUUGCAUAAUCUGAAGUACAGAGUAGAAGCACUGCUUGAUGUAGUAGGCAACACCUUCUUCAAGCCGAAAGACUUGUCUAGGAGGCAAACCCCCUCCAUUCUUGCACAGUAUCGACACUUCCUUGCAAGGGUGGCCAAGCAACGCCUUCGAGAAGCUAGAAUCCAAGCAAUAGACUAUCUCAUACUGUUGCUUGCCGGUGCUUUUAUGGGUCUUGUAGCUAAAUCAGGAGACGAAAACUUUGGCGCUCCCGGUUACACCUACACUGUUAUAGCUACUUUACAGGAGGGAACGAGCUUCGGGCAUCAGCAGCCUUGCACAUUUUGUGGCCAAGGAUACAAUAGACCAUUUCAACACACUGAUCAAGCCACUGGUAUACCUCUCCAUGUUCUACUUUUUCAGCAAUCCAAGAUCCACCUUCCUAGACAACUACAUCGUCUUGCUUUGCCUCGUUUACUGUGUGACGGGUGUAGCUUACACGUUGGCAAUCUUCCUAGAACCCGGUCCAUCUCAGCUGUGCUCUGUGCUUCUACCAGUAGUUCUGACUCUCCUCUCAACUCAACCCAAAGACAGCCAAUUUAUCAAGAUUUUGACAAGACUGUGUUAUCCAAGCUGGGCUUUAGAAGCAUUCAUAGUCUCGAACGCUAAGAGCUACCACGGUGUGUGGCUCAUACAACGGUGUGGUGCACUGCUCAAAACGGGCUACAAUCUGCACGACUGGACUCUUUGUAUAUCGCUCCUUAUAGCUACUGGUGCAGGUUGCCGCGUUUUUGCUUUC
Salvia splendens (bonfire salvia) is the source of this 3064-nucleotide messenger RNA. RefSeq names its product ABC transporter G family member 24-like. Gene Ontology annotation, molecular function: ATP binding; ATP hydrolysis activity; ABC-type transporter activity. Bases 31 to 2934 code for a protein of 967 amino acids. The record is from RefSeq and is a predicted model, not a curated record. The transcript is spliced from 14 exons. Gene Ontology annotation, cellular component: membrane. NCBI's taxonomy places the organism in Eukaryota, Viridiplantae, Streptophyta, Magnoliopsida, Lamiales, Lamiaceae. Gene Ontology annotation, biological process: transmembrane transport.